GAGAUGGCUCUGGUUCAUGCUGAAGUGAGCGUCUGGGGUAAGCCAUGGGAUCACAGCUUUCACAUAUAUGGAGGACAAGUGUGUAAUACACUAAUGGCAGGUUCCUGGGAUGACAGAACACCUCUACACGAUGCCGCUUUGCAAGGAAGAUUGCUGCCACUGCGAAGACUCCUUUCACAGGGAUACCAUGUGGGCGUGGCUACAUUAAAUGGAAUCACACCACUGCAUGAAGCAUGUGUUGGAGGCCAUUUUACCUGUGCUAAACAACUUCUGGAACAUGGCGCUGAUGCGAAUGCCGUCUCCUUUGAUGGAGUCACUCCUCUCUUCAAUGCAUGCUGGAGUGGAAACCCCACUCUCGUUAGCCUCAUUCUGAUGCACAGCUCUGUCCACCAUCCGGCUCAUCUGCUGCGCUCACCUUUUCAUGAAGCAGCAAAGAGAGGUCACACAGCAUGUGUGGAACUGCUGCUGUCUCAUGGUGUGAAUGUGGACAUGGAGUUGCCCAGCAUAGGAACACCGCUGUACUGUGCAUGUGAAUCCAAGAGCACAGACUGUGUUCAAAGCCUGCUGAUCUCAGGCGCUGAUGUGCAAUGUGGGCUGGGUCUUGAGACACCUUUACAUGCUGCAACCAGAGUGGGCGGAGCAAAGGAGGUGGAGCUACUGUUGGAGCAUGGAGCUGAUCUGACACCAAGGAACUCUGAGGGAAAGAAACCUCUAGAAUUGACUACAGAUCAGAGUAUCAAACAUCUCUUGCAAACUGCAGGUCCUUGCUCUCUUUCUCAACUGUGCAGAUGGUCUAUUCGACGUUCACUGGGACAAAAAGGACUCAACAAAACUAAGUUGCUUUGCUUACCACAUAUCCUGCACUGUUAUCUUCUCUAUCAUUAAAACACACACAAAUAUUAUCCUAACACUCUUCCGUGAUCUUUCUCUUUUAGUAACAUUAUGUGCACAUUUUUAUCUGUAAAUAAUCUUUGUAUAAAUGUAGCUACUUAAUCUUUGCUUUUUGUAAUAAAUAUUUUUAUACAUUCACAGGCUAUUCAUUUGUUGAAAUAACACACACACACACAGUCUACAGUCACACUCUUUACGAACGAAAAAUAACUGAACUAUCCAGUAGAUGGCAGCAGAUACUAUUAUUUUACCCUCAUAAUUUUAUAGGGUAGAUUGGGAUAAAUCGCAUUCUACAAAUGUGGCUUUAAGAAUCUACAUAUUUUACGUAGCCUACCAUGAUUUUUUUUGUUUGUUUUUUUGUUUAUUUGUUUUGUUUUUAAUACACUAUAAGUAGCCUACAAACAAAUUGU
Pimephales promelas (fathead minnow) is the source of this 1301-nucleotide messenger RNA. RefSeq names its product ankyrin repeat and SOCS box containing 11 (gene asb11). Lineage: Eukaryota; Metazoa; Chordata; Actinopteri; Cypriniformes; Leuciscidae. Gene Ontology annotation, biological process: intracellular signal transduction; positive regulation of protein catabolic process; protein ubiquitination. The record is from RefSeq and is a predicted model, not a curated record. Gene Ontology annotation, molecular function: protein binding.